Messenger RNA from Darwinula stevensoni, 1233 nucleotides. NCBI's taxonomy places the organism in Eukaryota, Metazoa, Arthropoda, Ostracoda, Podocopida, Darwinulidae. The record is from the annotation of a GenBank genome assembly.
AUGCGUGGGAUUCCCGACUCAGUUGUGCCUCCGCUCGCACUCGCGCUCAUUGAAAUUCCGUGCCCUCGAGGCCGUUCCCCGUGCCCUCAAGGCCGUUACGGUCGCCUGUGGGCGAAGAGGGGCCGUCGCCUGCGCGGCGCAGCUGAGCCUGAUCGAUAUUCCGCGGAGAGAGGCACGGGGAAUGCGAGACACUCGGGGAUCGGCCGCGUUCACUGCGUCUUUCACUUCGCCCGGUUCAUCACAGCGAUAGCGAGUGUCAUCCUUCCGAGUGACAUCCUUCGGGGCGCGAUGUCGUGCUGCAAGAAAGAGAAGCACGCGGAGGUGCAGGAAUACUACGGGAAGGAGGUGAAGAGCCAGAAGGACCUGAAGAGCGUGGCGUGCAUCGUCCAAGGCUCGACCAAGAUCCCCCAGCACGUGAAGCAGUGCCUCGCGAACGUCCACGAUGAGAUCAUGGCCACGAACUACGGGUGCGGCUACCCGUUCCCGGACGGUUUGACCGGCUGCAAGGUCCUCGACCUGGGCAGCGGGACGGGCCGGGACGUCUUCGUCCUCAGCCAGCUGGUCGGGGGGGACGGCGCCGUCGUCGGGGUCGACAUGACCCCCGAGCAGAUCGCGAAGGCCGAGGAAUACGCGGACCACCACAUGAAGAAGUUCGGCUUCGAAAAGUCCAACGUCAGCUUCAAACUGGGCUACAUGGAGGACCUCAAGGGCCUCAAACUCCAGGAGGACUACUUCGACGUCAUCGUAUCGAACUGCGUGGUGAAUCUCUGCCCGGACAAGCGGGCCGCUCUGGCCCAGGCCUUUGAUCACCUCAAGGUCGGAGGAGAGCUGUACUUUAGCGACAUCUACGCCAGCUGCCCCGUGCCCAAAGUCCUCCAGGAGAACAAGGACCUCUGGGGCGAAUGCUACUCCGGCGCCCUGUGGUGGGAGGACCUCCACUCCAUCUGCGCCGACGUCGGCUUCCACAGCCCCAUCAUCAAGGAGUCCAAGCCGGUCCCCGUCACGACCGAGGAGCUCCAGCGGAUGCAUGUCGACGAGCUUCCCAAGGACCUGACGUUCGCCUCGGUCACUUACCGCCUCUUCAAGCCGUCUCCCUCCGGCGACGAUGCCUCCCCCAAGGCUGCCACCUACGACGGCGGACUCCAAGGAUGCUCUGACUCCUUUGAGUUCGCCCACGAUCUCGUCUUCAAGGUCGGCUCCUUCCGAAUUCGUGUGUUUCUCGUGGUGAAAUGA